Molecule: messenger RNA, 3164 nt
Organism: Rotaria sp. Silwood1
Lineage: Eukaryota; Metazoa; Rotifera; Eurotatoria; Philodinida; Philodinidae
Source: the annotation of a GenBank genome assembly
AUGAUUGAACCGCCAAUUACUUACACACAAGUGAUGUUACGAGAUGAGUUUGGUGAGCGCCUUCAUAAAGCUCGUCGUGAUGCUCGUAUUUCUAGCGCACAACGACGUCUAAUAGAUGCUGUCCAAUCAGAAUUCGAUCAAAACACGAAUUUACCCAUCGAAGAAUUGAAAAUACGUAUUGAAACAGCUUAUACCACCGAACUUGAAGCAUGUAAUCGGACAGCACGGCCGGAAUAUGAAAAUCCUGAACAAAUUGUUAAUAAAAUUCUUAAGUUUUAUAAUGCAACUGUACAAAGCAAAACGGCCAAUAUUCGAUACGGUAGCAUUUAUAACUUGCUUCCUUUAUUCGAGAUACAUGAAUUUCAAAAGCUGUGCCAACGAUUUGACGGUACCUGGGAAUGUAUGGUGAAGCGAGAACCUCAAGAGGCUAAUACGAGUAAUCCAAUUGUUAGAGCUUUCAAAAAGAUUUUUCUCGGAAACCCCCCGGACGAAUAUGCCGAGGAACUAUGGCAGCAUCUUCACGAUGAAGUGUGGUGGUGGUUCUAUGACCCACACAACAAUUACAAAAACAAAAAACUUCUAUCAUCUAUUUUUGUCGAGCUUUUGCCUCAAUUACGCAUAGAUAUUAGCAAGUUAAUGUGCGAACGUUUUCAGUCGUCGUCUGAUGCACGUGUGAUCACUCAUAUGAUUGAUUUGGUUGAAAAAUUAAUAAACGCGGAUGUGAUCAAACGAAACCAUCGACAUUUGGCACGAUGCAACUUUGUGUCAGAUGUGUCAUUGAUUGCACUGAAAAUGCUCAUUGACGAAGCCGUCAAAAUCGAGCAACAACGCCAAAGGCUUGAAUUAGAAAAAGCACAAAACGAUUUAGCCAAUUGGAAGGAAGCUAUCAACACGCAAAUUCAGUCUAUGCAAGAUUCGUUUGAACAAGGCAAAAAUAUGGCUGCUAUAGUAGCGGAAGAAAUCUUCGAAGAAGUCGGUCGAGUUUUACUUGACAAGAUUCUUCAUGAUGUGACAGCUGACAUCGUAAAAAGUCAAUUCAUUAAUCAUGAUGCUAUACAACGCCAGGCAUAUGAAGAAAGCAUCGUUCAAGCGAAUGGCGAGAAGAUCUUGAAAUAUGUAUUGGACAUCAACAGAUUCUUUCUUGAAUUGAGUCUACGCGAAAUAAACACAUCGCUUGUGACUAUCAUACACACACACAUGCUGAAUGCUGAACAUAUGAUCCUUAGUGUUAUUGCGAACUGCAAUGAUAUUGUUCAGGCGAGUGAAGAUGAUAAUAUACGACUGAUUGCCGACUCCAUCGAGCGAAGUAUCCUCGGGAUGGCUUUAUUUGCAGGAUCAGCAGAAAAAAAAUUUGCUUUAAAUGCAGUAAUGUCUCUGCCAAUUCAAAAUAUUGAUAACUUCAGACGCGGUUUCAAAAAAAUUCUCUUACAAAGUGCUAAUAUUCGGGAAAGAGUAGCCAUUUUGACACAAAAUAUCAAAAAAGAUGCUUUGGUCGGAUGCAAAAUCCGAUUAUCGCGACGCCUGGGAUGUCAAAGUUGUUGCCCAGGUUGUGGAGCCAAGUGCAGUCGACCGGAACCACACGAUGAAGAACCAUUUCAGCCGUGGCACGAGUGUCAAUGUCGACCAGGUCGAUGCAAGUGCAAAAAACCUCUAAGUGUACGUGUUAGUUCUCACGAAACUACGUACCACUUGGCUCAGGCGUUUCAUGGGAUACGAUUUUAUACACUCCAUACACCGGCUCUAGCACUGUGUUAUCAAGGAUGGAAAACAUGUUCGAUGAUGCUUGCCGAUGAUGAAGAAGUAUUUCCGCUUCAAAAGUAUUAUCAUUUGUACCAUCCAGAGUGGUACAAUAACUUGAACGCUCAAUCACAUGCCGGAACAGCCUGCAAUGAAAGAAUUCCACCUGCUGAUCAACGUCGAGCUUGGAUGGUGGUUCGUCGUGUGCUGCUUUGUCAUUACAAAGAAAACGGUAUGGUUGACAACGAUCAUUAUGACUCAAAGCUGUAUCCUAAAGUCAAUGCUUUGCCAAGUGACUAUGAACCAAAAUGGAAUGACACAGAAUUAAACUGAUUUUAUUCGUUUCUCUCUUUAAUUACAAACUUGACUGACCUGAUAUCCUUUCUUUGAUCAGUAAAUUUGAUUUAAAAGUGUAUACAAUUCAGAUCGAGAAGAAUACUAACUAUCCGAGAAUGCCAUAAACACAUUGGAAAUAAGUGGCAUGGAGCAGAUUUGCGCAUUUCUCCGCUCAUUGUCUUUAGUUUCUAAAAGUCAAAUUCUAGUGUGCUCAUUCGAACUCUUUUCUCAUAAAUUCAGAUCGAUGCUAAUGGCAAUCUUCUGAUAGAUUUGGGUGUGGGUGGGGUGUGCGUGUGCGUGUGCGUGUGGGCGUGGGUGUGGGUGUGGGUGCGGGUGUGCCUGUGGUGCGUUGGUGUGGGGUUUACAGCACAGAACAGAUAUUGUAGAUACCCGCACCCACACCCACCCACAGCCGGGGUACGUUCUUUUCUUCAAUACUGUGCAAGAUGAGAUAAUUUUAAAAUCAGUCAUUUCUGCAAAAGAAAUAUAUAAGAAGUACAUGGAAAUAAUCUGUCAUUCCUAUGAAAUUUUAGUUUUAGCAUGUGAUUUAGAUAGAGAAAGUUCAGAUCUAUAGUCCAAGAUAUAAUUCAAAUAAUUGUCUUCCCAUAUCCUAAUGUUGAGCAAAUAAGUCGUCUAUUUACACGCAAGAAAACUGUAGAUUUCUUUCAAUUCUUUAGCAAAUUUUCCUAAUUCUUUUGUCAAAAUUUCAUCUCAACAACAGAUAACUUUUGUAUAUUUUUUCGAUGAGUUCUAACAAAACGGUUGAUUUUAAAAUGACUUCAUCUUGUACAAUAUUGAAGAAAAAAAAACCAUUCCCACAUCUUCUCUAUCGACUGGUAAAAAUCGCAUCUCUUUAAAUUACUCGCUACUUGAGUUAUUGAAAAAAACAGUGAAGCACAUUGUAUUUUGAAACGAACAUUAGACUCUAUACUUUGAAUUUUCUUACUACCUAGAUACUUUCACAAUUGUAUCACACUGGUAAUGAGCAUAACUUUCAUAACAGAAUGGAAUCUUUUCUGGUAUUUCUAUUGUAAAAAGCAUGAAUUAAAUAGUAAGGGUGUGGGUGGUGUGGGUGUGAGUGUGUGGGUGUG